Molecule: messenger RNA, 3684 nt
Organism: Procambarus clarkii (red swamp crayfish)
Lineage: Eukaryota; Metazoa; Arthropoda; Malacostraca; Decapoda; Cambaridae
Source: RefSeq, a predicted model, not a curated record
AUGUGGGAUGGAGGCACAGUGCUGGGUGAUGACACGGUGCUGCAUGAUUUCAGAUUGCUGGAUGAUCGCACAGUGCUAAAUGAUUUAAAAGUGCUGGAUGAUGACACAGUGCUGGAUGAUGACACAGUGCUGGAUGAUGGUACAGUGCUGGAUGAUGGUACAGUGCUGGAUGAUGUGCUGGAUGAUGACACAGUGCUGCAAGAUGGCACAAUGCUCGAUGAUGACACAGUGCUGCACGAUGGCACAGUGCUGCAUGAUGGCACAGUGCUGUAUGAUGACACAGUGCUUGUGCUGGAUGGUGUAACAGUGCUGGAUGAUGGGACAGUGCUGAAAGAUGACAGAGUGCUGCAUGAUAGCACAGUGCUGAAAAAUGACACAGUGCUGCAUGAUGGCACAGUUCUGGAUGAUGAUGGCAUAGUGUUGGAUGAUGGUACAUUGCUGGAUGAUGGCACUGUGCUGGAUGAUGGCACAGUGCUGGAUGAUGGCACAGUGCUAGAAGAUGGCACAGUGCUGGAUGAUUGCACAGUGCUACAUGAUGGCACAGUGCUGCAUGAUGGCACAGUGCUGGAUGGUUUCAGAGUGCUGCAUGAUGGCACAGUGCUGGAAGAUGGCACAGUGCUGGAUGGUUUCAUGGUGCUGCAUGAUGGCACAGUGCUGGAUGAUGGCACAGUCCUGGAAGAUGGAACAUUACUGGAUGAUGGUACAGUGCUGGAAGAUGGCAGAGUGCUGCAUGAUGGCAGAGUGCUGCAUGAUGGCACAGUGCUGCAUGAUGGCACAGUGCUGGAAGAUGGCUCAGUGCUGCGUGAUGGCAUAGUGCUGGAUGAUGGCACAGUGCUGGAUGAUGAAACAGUGCUGGAUGAUGGCAAAGUGCUGGAAGAUGGCACAGUGCUGCAUGAUUGCACAGUGCUGGAAGAUGGCACAGUGCUGGAAGAUGGCACAGUGCUGGUAGAUGGCACAGUGCUGGAUGAUGGCACAAUGCUGCAAGAUGGCACAGUGCUGAAUGAUUGCACAGUGCUACAUGAUGGCACAGUGCUGCAUGAUGGCACAGUGCUGGAUGGUUUCAGAGUGCUGCAUGAUGGCACAGUGCUGGAAGAUGCCACAGUGCUGGAUGGUUUCAUGGUGCUGGAUGAUGGCACAGUGCAGGAUGAUGGCACAGUGCUGCAUGAUGGCACAGUGCUGGAUGAUUGCACAGUGCUGGAUGAUGGCACAGUGCUGGAUGAUUGCACAGUCCUGGAAGAUGGCACAUUACUGGAUGAUGGCACAGUGCUGGAAGAUGGCAGAGUGCUGCAUGAUCGCAGAGUGCUGCGUGAUGGCACAGUGCUGCAUGAUGGCACAGUGCUGGAAGAUGGCUCAGUGCUGCGUGAUGGCAUAGUGCUGGAUGAUGGCACAGUGCUGGAUGAUGAAACAGUGCUGGAUGAUGGCAAAGUGCUGGAAGAUGGCACAGUGCUGCAUGAUUGCACAGUGCUGGAAGAUGGCACAGUGCUGGAAGAUGGCACAGUGCUGGAAGAUGGCACAGUGCUGGAUGAUGGCACAGUGCUGCAUGAUCGCACAGUGCUGGAUGAUUGCACAGUACUGGAUGAUGGUACAGUGCUAGAAGAUGGCACAGUGCUGGAUGAUGGCACAGUACUGGAAGAUGUGCUGGAAGAUGGCACAGUGCUGCAUGAUGGCACAGUGCUGAAAGAUGGCACAGUGCUGCAUGAUGGCACAGUGCUGGAAGAUGGCACAGUGCUGCAUGAUGGCACAGUGCUGGAAGAUGACACAGUGCUGCACGAUGGCACAGUGCUGGAUGAUGGCACAGUGCUGGAAGAUGGCACAGUGCUGCAUGAUGGCACAGUGCUGGAAGAUGGCACAGUGCUGCAUGAUGACACAGUGCUGGAUGAUGGCACAGUGCUGCAUGAUGGCACAGUGCUGGAAGAUGACACAGUGCUGCAUGAUGACACAGUGCUGGAUGAUGGCACAGUGCUGCAUGAUGGCACAGUGCUGGAAGAUGGCACAGUGCUGCAUGAUGGCACAGUGCUGGAAGAUGGAACAGUGCUGCAUGAUGACACAGUGCUGGAUGAUGGCACAGUGCUGCAUGAUGGCAUAGUGCUGCAUGAUGACACAGUGCUGGAUGAUGGCACAGUGCUGCAUGAUGGCACAGUGCUAGAAGAUGGCACAGUGCUGCAUGAUGGCACAGUGCUGGAAGAUGGCACAGUGCUGGAUGAUGGCACAGUGCUGCAUGAUGGCACAGUGCUGGAAGAUGGCACAGUGCUGCAUGCUGACACAGUGCUGGAUGAUGGCACAGUGCUGGAUGAUGGCACAGUGCUGCAUGAUGGCACAGUGCUGGAAGAUGGCACAGUGCUGCAUGAUGACACAGUGCUGGAUGAUGGCACAGUGCUGCAUGACGGCACAGUGCUGCAUGAUGGCACAGUGCUGGAAGACGGCACAGUGCUCGAAGAUGGCACAAUGCUGCAUGAUGGUACAGUGCUGCAUGAUGGCACACUGCUGCAUGAUGGUACAGUGCUGCAUGAUGGCACAGUGCUGAAUGAUGGCACAGUGCUCGAAGAUUGCACAAUGUUGCAUGAUGGUACAGUGCUGCAUGAUGGCACACUGCUGCAUGAUGGCACAGUGCUGGAUGAUAGCACAAUGCUGCAUGAUGGCACAGUGCUGCAUUGUGUUAUUGAUGUGAUUGAUUGUGUCUUUGAUGUCUUUGAGUGUGUUAUUGACGUGUUUGAGUUUGUCAUUGAUGUCCUUGAGUGUGACCUUGAUGUCUCGAAAGUGCUGCAUGAUGGAACAGUGCUGCAUGAUUGCACAGUGCUGCAUAAUGGUACAGUGCUGCAUGAUGGCACAGUGCUGCAUGAUGGCACAGUGCUGCAUGAUGGCACAGUGCUACAUGAUGGCACAGUGCUACAUGAUGACACAGUGCUGAAUGAUGACACAGUGCUACAUGAUGACACAGUGCUGAAUGAUGACACAGUGCUGAAUGAUGACACAGUGCUGAAUGAUGGCACAGUGCUGCAUGAUGGCACAGUGCUACAUGAUGGUACAGUGCUGCAUGAUGGCACAGUGCUGCAUGAUGGCACGGUGCUGCAUGAUGGCACAGUGCUACAUGAUGGCACAGUGCUGCAUGAUGGCACAGUGCUAUAUGAUGGCACAGUUCUGCAUGAUGGCACAGUGCUGCAUGAUGACACAGUGCUGCAUGAUGGCACAGUGCUACAUGAUGACACAGUGCUACAUGAUGACACAGUGCUGAAUGAUGACACAGUGCUACAUGAUGACACAGUGCUGAAUGAUGACACAGUGCUGAAUGAUGACACAGUGCUGAAUGAUGACACAGUGCUGCAUGAUGGCACAGUGUUGCAUGAUGGAAGAGUGCUGCAUGAUGGCACAGUGCUACAUGAUGACACAGUGCUGAAUGAUGACACAGUGCUACACGAUGACACAGUGCUACAUGAUGACACAGUGCUGCAUGAUGACACAGUGCUGCAUGGUGACAGAGUGCUGAAUGAUGACACAGUGCUGCAUGAUGACACAGUGCUACAUGAUGACACAGUGCUGAAUGAUGACACAGUGCUACAUGAUGACACAGUGCUACAUGAUGACACAGUGCUGAAUGAUGACACAGUGUUGCAUGAUGGCACAGUGCUGCAUGAUGGAAGAGUGCUGCAUGAUGGCACAGUGCUACAUGAUGACAGUGCUGCAUGA